Trichomonas vaginalis G3 is the source of this 3393-nucleotide messenger RNA. Its product is annotated as GTPase activator protein. Bases 1 to 3393 code for a protein of 1130 amino acids. The transcript has a single exon. Gene Ontology annotation, biological process: positive regulation of GTPase activity; regulation of small GTPase mediated signal transduction. Gene Ontology annotation, molecular function: GTPase activator activity. NCBI's taxonomy places the organism in Eukaryota, Parabasalia, Trichomonadida, Trichomonadidae. The record is from RefSeq and is a predicted model, not a curated record. Gene Ontology annotation, cellular component: nucleus; cytoplasm.
AUGACUUCAACUCCAGUAGAUAUUAGAUUAUUAAAGGCAGAAAUCGAAAACUGCGUAGCCAAUAAGAAGAUUUCUGAACUAAUUAAUAAUGUAGUUAUUCUACUCGAGCAAGAUUCAACAUAUGAAGGAGAACAGAAAGAUUUUGCAUUCGUGUAUGAAUCUUUAACUGUAAUCAUGGAUUAUUUUGAAGAAAACCCUGAUGCCAAUUUAUACGACAAGUUUUAUCAACUAUUUUUCACAAUAAUUCGAAAAUCUGAAAAAAUCAAAGGAAUUCCCAAUCCAUUUCUCUUCUGUUUUAGCAAGAUUGUUGAACGUGAAGACAGUUUACAGAAGUUUGCAAAGGAAUUUGAAGGAGAUGUUUUUCCAAUCGAUUUUAUUUGGCUUUUACUUAGAAAAAUCAAUCCGAAAAACCUUCACGAUUGGUUUAAAGUUCUCAGUGUUCAUUUUGACAGGUAUCCAGCCUUAAUUGAAAAUACAGAAUUAGUUGCUUUUUAUUUAGAACAUGAUUCAAACGACAAACUUAAAGAAAUCUACAAAGUAAUUCUCGCACCACUUAUACUUGUCAAUAUUAACCCUUCGCAAUCAAAAGAAGGACCUUUUUCGUAUGUUUUUGAAAAAAAAGUUUCGGAACUCAUUCAAAUGUUAAAACAGCCAAUAAACGAAUCAUACCUUAAGAAAUUUAUACCAACAGUUAUCAUAAAUUCACUUUACGGAAAGAAUCCAUCAAUGGAAGAAAUUUAUUCGACGGCAGACAUCAUAAGUCAGCUUAUUACACCUCAAAACCAAGAUACCAUCUGUAGCUUGAUAAAUUACUGCCCUCACGAGCUCGUAAAAGACCAAGUUUUGACAUAUAUUUCAUUUAACACUAAAAACACGAAAAUAUUAGAAAAGGUUUCACACAAAUACCUCUGCAGGUUCUUUGCUCAAGUUGGUAUCAAAUUUAUCGGCAAAUUCCUCAAUCUUUCCGAUGAUUAUAUUUCGAAAAUUGUAGAAACGGCAUCUGUCAGCGAAAACCGAAACAAACGAAUGAAAUACACAGACUUUUCAUCCCUGUUCAGGUCUAAGGUCGAUAUUCUCUUCACAGACCCAGUUGCGUUCGAUUGUUUUCUGAAUGACCAGACAGAUGACAAUUUUUGCAAAUUCCACCCGUCAUCAUGCGAUCUACAGACUGCUGAAGCAUAUAUCAAUGGAAUUAUUGAGCUUUUCCCAGAAACUUCCGUUUUAUCUUAUUUUCUCAAGACUUUGGCCAAAACUCAGUAUUAUUUGAAGCAGUCCUUUGAAUUUCCGGACAAUUACAUCUGGAAUAACUUCUUUGAAAAAGCUUUUUCAAUGGCUUUGUCUGAUAUUUCGUCAACAACACUAGAAGUCAUCAGAAUAAUUGUUUUAUGCAGCACAAUAACUGAAACAAAGAAGGAACAACUCAAAAGAUACAUCAAUUUCCUUAGCGGAGCCCUUCUUUCCAACGAUGAUCAAAAUUUGAUUUCUGAAGCCCUCAAAGCGGUCCAACAUGCCUUUUCUCAUAUUGUUCCGGACUCAUUCUCACUCAUUCCGAGUGUUGUGAUCGCUCUACAGCACCAGAAAUUAAAUAAGAUAUCGAUAUCUCAAAUUUUAUCAAUAAUUACCAUUCUUGUGUCAUGUCCUGAUAAAUGUAAUAACAUGGAUGUCUCAUCUACCGAGGAAUUCUCUAAAGUUUGUGAUAUUAAAUCAAAUAAUUACUUUAUGGAGUACGAAUCAUUGAUACAAGCGGAUGAUUUGCACGAAAGAAUCAUCACCAUCCUCCUAGAACUCAUAAAUCAGUACUGCCAUGAGAAUAAUGUUGAUAAUGUAACUUUGGGAAUUUUAUAUUCGUUAAUUUGGACAUUUUCUGACCAUAUGAAUGAUAACAUCAAAGAGAUGAUCAUGAAUAUUGCCAGAUCUAUCUUCGAUCGCGAUGUUACAGUGCUAAAUCAUACAAUUCGUCAAAUAGGAUAUUUCCAAGACGAUUAUGAAGAGAUUUCCAAGGUUUUCCCUGAACUUUAUGACCUAAUACUUGAGUAUCUAACGAAAGCAGUCCUUUCCCCAGACUUAGGAGAACAAAUUUCAACAUUUUAUUUGGAAAUUUUCUCCGAUAUCUGCCUUUCCACCGGUAAAACAUCUCAUUUGACCAAGAUAUUUGAUGCAUUUAGGAAUUCCCAUAACCAUUGCCCUACAAUUGAUUUAGUUCACGAUAGAUUUCUAAUGAGGACAAAUCAGGCCAUGUCACCUGUGAAUUUACCCCAAAAUCGUGACUCAUAUAUGUCAAACAACUGCACACUUGGCUGUGCGACCGCUCAAAUGGAAGCAACAGAAAUAACUUUUGCUACUUUGGCCGGAUGUUACAAUUACCACAUAACUCCUAUCAGAGAUGUCACCAGCUUCAUCAAUGUUGAUGAAAACACCCAGUUUCCGGAGAUAGAAAAGUCAAAUGAAACAGAAUUUGACAAAAAAUUCGAAAAACUGCUUUCAUGUGCCCCCAAAGGCAAAACAAUCAGUCCAUCUCAGCUUAUGGGCAACUUUCCUAUCGAAGAAAAGCCCUCAGAAGCCCCUCUUCCGCCUCCAUCUCCCAAUUCUUCCCAGGAAAGGUUCUCUUUUGAUUCGCAAGAUGCAAACGAGAACGAGUUCAUGAAGAGCAUGGCGGCCAACGCGAUCCACACCACUCUUCGAGGAGAAAUUAAACAUGUCAAAAUAAUUCCAAAUACGCAGAUCCUUGAUUUGAGUGCUAAGACCCUUUUUAGUCUUCCACUAAGGGAAUGCUGCAAGAUCGGCAUCAUUUUCGUGCGCGAUGGCCAAAAUGAUCAAAAUGAAAUUCUUGCCAACAGUUGGGAUUCAACUGCCGGCUCCCAUUUCAGGAGUUUCAUUCUUAGUAUCGGCAGAAUUGUCGAUAUUGGCACCCACAAGUUCUAUUGUGGAAAACUUGACACAUUAAACUUUUCAAAUGGCCGAUAUCACGUUUACUUCGAUAGCGAGAGAUACGAAGUCAUGUUCCACACAGCUCCUCUUCUUCCUAACGACGAAGGCGACAAACAACAGAUCUACAAGAAGAGACACAUUGGAAAUGACAAUGUUCACAUUGUUUGGUCGCAUCACAGCCAAGAUUACAACAUGCAGACAAUUACAUCACAGUUCAAUGAUGCUUUGGUCAUUGUGUAUCCUGUACUUGGCGAUGACAAGAUAUUUAGAGUUUCUGUGCUGCAGAAAGACGAAACUCAAAUGUUUGGUCCAUUGCAUGAUGAAACAAUCAUUUGCGCAAAAGCUCUCCCGAGAUUGGUAAGAUGGACAGCAAUUUUCGCUGAUAGAGUGGCAAGAAUGAUGACUGACGUCAAACUUCCGUGCGAACUAUUUAUGGAAGGAUUGAAGACGUUUACUGGUGUUUAA